Staurois parvus is the source of this 1278-nucleotide messenger RNA. The record is from the annotation of a GenBank genome assembly. Lineage: Eukaryota; Metazoa; Chordata; Amphibia; Anura; Ranidae.
UCCCAGAUCUUCAGCCUGGACCUGGGCGGCAUCUCCACCGUCGUCCUGAAUGGUUACGAUGCGGUGAAGGAGUGUCUGGUGCGCCAGAGUGAUGUCUUCGCUGAUCGCCCGUCCCUCCCGCUCUUCCUGAAGAUGACCAAGAUGGGAGGUCUUUUGAACGCCAAGUACGGCCGCUGUUGGACGGAGCACCGGAAGUUGGCGGUGAGCUGCUUCCGUAACUUUGGUUAUGGUCAGAAGUCCUUCGAGAGCAGAAUUUUGGAAGAGUCCUUCUUCUUCCUGGACGCCGUGGACACCUAUAAGGGGAAAGCGUUCGAUCCCAAACACCUGAUCACCAUCGGCGUCUCCAACAUCUCCAACCUCAUCCUGUUCGGGGAGCGCUUCCGGUACGACGACGACGAGUUCCUGCACAUGAUGGAGAUCUUCAGUGAGAACAUUGAGCUGGCCACCAGCGCCUGGGUCUUCCUCUACAACGCCUUCCCACUCAUCGGCUUCCUGCCCUUCGGCAAGCACCAGCAGCUGUUUAAGAAUGCCGAUGAGGUCUACGACUUCCUGCUGAGGAUCAUCGAUCGCUUCUCCGAAAACCGCAAACCGCAUUCGCCGCGGCAUUUCAUCGACGCCUAUCUGGAUGACAUGGAGAAGAAUGCCGCGGAUCCGAACAGCACAUUGUCCACAGAGAACCUGAUCUUCUCAGUCGGAGAGCUGAUCAUUGCCGGGACUGAGACCACCACCAAUGUCCUACGCUGGGCCAUCCUCUUCAUGGCUCUCUACCCCAACAUCCAAGGUCAGGUCCAGAAAGAGAUCGAUUCUGUAGUUGGACCGAACCGUAUCCCGACCUUUGAAGACCGCCUGGCCAUGCCGUACACCGAGGCCGUCCUCCACGAGAUCCUGCGAUUCUGUAACAUCGCCCCGCUGGGCAUUUUCCACGCCACGUCCAGAGACACUGUGGUCAGGGGGUACUCCAUCCCCGAGGGCACCACCGUCAUCACCAACCUCUACUCUGUGCACUUCGACCAGAAAUAUUGGACCAAUCCGGAGAUCUUCUACCCGGAGAGGUUCCUGGACAGCAGCGGCCAGUUCCUGAAGAAGGAGGCGUUCGUCCCGUUCUCUCUGGGCCGCCGCCACUGUCUGGGUGAACAGCUUGCCAGGAUGGAGCUUUUCCUGUUCUUCACAACGCUUUCUCCGCCGCUUCCACCUCCGUUUUCCGCACGGCUCCGUACCGAACCUGAAGCCAAAGCUGGGGAUGACCCUUCAGCCGUAUCCGUACCUGAUCUGUGCUGA